Messenger RNA from Hyposmocoma kahamanoa, 1348 nucleotides. RefSeq lists its product as uncharacterized. The record is from RefSeq and is a predicted model, not a curated record. The transcript has 3 exons. The coding region runs from base 178 to 978 and encodes 266 amino acids. Lineage: Eukaryota; Metazoa; Arthropoda; Insecta; Lepidoptera; Cosmopterigidae.
UUCCGCCCACGGGGCCUCCCGCCGCCGUCGUUGUCCCGCUGCACUCUCUACAUUCUAUCCCUCCGAUUAAUCCGCACAACAUCUCCGCGCGCGUAUGCUCGCCUAGUACGCCCGGUUCACUUUAUCCGAAACUUUUAUCCAUUUAUAUCCGGAUUUAUCCUUGCGCUUAAUCCAAAUAUGAUUCUCAGCUUCUUGCUACUUUAUCUCAGUUCUGAAUCAGUUAGCGGUUACGGUUACAUGAAUAGUUACAACAGACCGUAUGUGGAGAACCACAAGUACUGUGAUGAUCUAUCGCCGUACUUUGGUGAUAUCAAUUUGGAUCAGAUAGCUGGUGUCUGGUACGGUGUGGAGAAGAUACACCAUGCUAAAGGAGAGUACAGGAUUGAAUAUUCGAAGGAGUGCUUUUACGUCGACAUCAAAGAACUUUAUAUUCAGCCUACUCCACCCCCGCUCUACGGCUAUGAUGAACGAUAUCUCGCCAAUAAUAACUACAAUAACAAUCCAUCAUAUAUGCUAACAACAAGCCCUUAUGUGAACAGAAACUUCGGUCUCGAAGAGCCCCACAGAAUACGUCACUUCAUAUUAGAAUGGCACGAAGGUCUAUGGAAAGAUGACUACCAUAUAAAAGUCAACACGUCGCGUAAAGGAUUUUGGCCUACAGAUGUACCGUACGGAUCUGUGGACAAAAUGUACAGAUUCUUCGGCGGCGUGAUACAAGUACUCAAAAUGGGACACAAUCACUUAGUACUAAAUUUUUGCAUGAGGUUACCACACUCUCAACUCUAUAGCGUGAUCCUCUCCCGCCAUGAGCACCAGUUGACGGCUGAAGACCUGGCUAGCAUUCACAAUAUAUUCACCUUGAAGCAUCUCUCUACUUCGUCUAUGAAGAGAGUGUGCGACAACUCAGCUAAUGGCGCUGAAGUGUCGGGUUUCUUGAUUUUGGUGGUUGGUUUCUUAGUUUGGAGAUCUCAAGUUUGAGGUUAGCGAACCAACUUUUUAUGUAGAGUUUUAUUGCUGACUUAACUGUACUCGUUUAUAAUAUUUAUUGUAAGGUUAUAAGUUAACAAGUCCCAUGUGCCUGUACUAGCACCUUUCCCUAUUUUUGUUUAGGCGAAGUUAAGUUCGUCUUAUAUAUCUCAGCUUAACUUACAUUGUAUCCUCAUUAGGGUUGAUGUCCGUGAAAAAUAUAAACUCUACAGAAAAGUUGGUAAAAUCGUAAAGUCUGAGUAUUAUUUUGUAGUCAGUAACUCGGAACAGACUUUUUAAAGUUAAUAUAAGUUUAUAGAAAAGUUAGUAUAAGGUAUAGAAAUAUAUUCUUUGAUUUUUUUUUAUAUGCAUUCUCUGUUUU